Molecule: messenger RNA, 1870 nt
Organism: Beta vulgaris subsp. vulgaris (sugar beet)
Lineage: Eukaryota; Viridiplantae; Streptophyta; Magnoliopsida; Caryophyllales; Amaranthaceae
Exons: 5
Coding region: 133-1710 (525 amino acids)
Source: RefSeq, a predicted model, not a curated record
GGAACUUACGCAGUUUUGCUUGCCGUAUAGUACAGAUAUUUGCCGCAUUCUUGACGCGCCACUUACCUUUUCUAUACCAUGUCAUAACUCAUAUGGCAGCAUAUGUGAUUUGUGAAUAAUAAUUUUAAAGCCAUGCAUUUUCUCUCUCCUCUUCACCUACUGCUAUUACCAUUGCUGCUCCAUCUAUGGAGAACACCCUCUGCAGCAAUAGCAUCAAGCUCAUAUGCCUCAGAAAAGUUCAUUUCAGCCAUUGGAGACCCAGAAAUGAAGAACCCAAAUACCAGAUUUGCAUUGGAAGCUUGGAAUUUCUGCAAUGAGGUGGGCUUUGAAGCACCCCACAUGGGUAGUCCGAGACUUGCAGAUUGCACAGAUUUGUACUGCCCCUUGAUUCAUGGACAUAAUCUCUUGGGUACAAAACUGGAGGCAGGGGAUACUGACCUCAAUAACAAAAAUAGUGGUUGCAAAGUGCAUCACAAAGUAAAGAACUCAGACAACAGGUUGAAGGCAGGUGACAACUUUCCUAUUCCUGGUUAUCAACCUUAUGCUGAUCCUGACCGUUAUGCUGUCGAAAAGGAGUUGUAUCUUGCUUCUCUAUGUGAGGUAUCUGAUACUCAAGACCCAUGGCAAUUCUGGAUGAUCAUGCUUAAGAACGGCAAUUUUGACAAAAAUACUACACUAUGUCCUGAAAACGGCAAAAAAGUCACUAAAAUAGUUACAGACAGAAAAUUUCCAUGUUUUGGGAAAGGAUGCAUGAAUCAACCUCUUGUUUAUCAAAAUCAAUCAAGAGUUUUUUUAACCGAGCACCAUAUGCCAUCAUUAAGUGGAGGAUUUUAUGGCUCCUAUGAUCUCAACGCUGAUUUUAAUAAAGAUGUGAGCAGCAUGUCUUAUUUCUCUGUUUCCUGGGAAAAAAAUUUGAGUAGUGGCAGUUGGAUUAUCUCAAACAAAUUAACAACAUCUUCUAAGUACCCUUGGCUUAUGUUGUACUUAAGAGCAGACUCAACAAGAGGAUUUAAUGGAGGUUAUCAUUAUGAAGGUAGAGGCAUGCUUAGAAAGCUACCACAAUCUCCCAACUUCAAAGCAAAAUUAACGCUCAACGUUAAACAAGGUGGUGGCCCUAACAGUCAGUUCUAUCUCAUUGAUAUUGGGAGUUGCUGGAAGAAUAAUGGGCUUCUGUGUGAUGGUGACGUGUUGACAGACGUAACCAGAUAUUCUGAGAUGAUCAUUAACCCUGAAACUACUAGCUGGUGUCGACCAGAUAACCUUGUCUCAUGCCCACCAUAUCACCUUAGCAACACAGGGGAGGCCAUCCACAGAAAUGAUACAUCUCGAUUUCCGUAUUCAGCAUAUCAUCUCUAUUGCGGCCCCGGAAAUGCUGACUUUGCAGAGAAACCAGUUGAUAUCUGUGAUCCAUAUAGCAAUCCACAGUCACAGGAAAUCUUACAGCUUCUACCUCACCCUGAGUGGGCUAUCCAUGGAUAUCCAGAAAAGCAAGGAGAUGGUUGGAUUGGGGACUCAAGAACCUGGGAAUUGGAUGUUGGGCGUCUUUCCAGUCAGUUGUACUUCUACCAGGAUCCAGGAACAACACCAGCCAAGCGUAUAUGGUCAUCCAUCAAUGUUGGUGUAGAAAUAUAUGUUAGUAGAACAAGACAGACUGCAGAAUGGACUGUAAGUGAUUUUGAUAUUUUGAUUCCAGAAAAUAAUCUUCAAUGAUUGUCCAGGAAGUUUCCUCGAUCUCUAAUGUAUGGACUUGCUGGCAGUUGAAAACAUGAUUUUACUAAUUAAUUACUCUUUUUAUUUUUGGGUUCACACAUGUGUAUGUUAUGAAUAUAUAGAAAUAAAACAAGGCGGUGCCUGUUGUGUGUUCCUGCAA